AUGAAUUGCUCUGUGUAUACACCAUCUUUUUUACCGUAUCGAAAUUCUCAUCCCCACCCAUUAUCAUCAUUUCGUAUUGAUGAUAUUUUGAAAACACCGACAGCGAUUUCACCAGCAGCUCUCGAUCCAACAACACUAUGGUCAUCGUUCGCCGCUCAACUUUUGGCUUAUUCACCUGAACUUUUAUCAGUUGCGACGACAACAACAACAACAUCAUCAUCAUCGUCGUCAUCAAAUGAUAUUUCACCACCAAUACCAAACUUAAUUUCACCACAAAAACAUCUUCAUCAUCGACAUCAAUAUCAUCCCUAUCUUUCAAUAUCUCGACAUUCUCCACCAACAAAACUUCAACAUGAUCCUACUUCAAUUUUAACAACAUCAACAAAUAAAAACAAUUAUCAACAUACACUUUCCCCAUUAUCAAUUAAAGACAAAAUCCAACAUCAGCAGAUCGACAGGAAAGAUUGUUUAUCGUCACAUCAUUCGGUACCAUCGACAAGCGCCGCCGCCGCUGCUGCUGCCGCUGCUGCUGCAUAUUGGCCAUAUUUGUAUACACGUUGUAAUCCAACCUCAACAGGCAAUGUUUCACGUCGUAAAGGUGGUCAGAUACGGUUUUCUGCUGAACAAAGUUUGCAAUUAGAGAAGAAAUUUGAAAUCAGUCAAUACUUAUCGCCUGUCGAACGCAAACAAAUCGCUAAAACACUUCAAUUAAGUGAACGACAAAUCAAAACAUGGUUUCAAAAUCGACGCGCAAAACAUCGUCGAUCUGCUGCAACUGUCAAUAAGAAAGAUUUAGAUAAAUCGUGUUCAUCACCACAACAAAGCGAUGAUGAAGAUGACGACGACAUCGAUGUUGACGAUGCUGCCGAUGAAGAACAUGCAACAUCAUCAAAUUCAAACUAA
Molecule: messenger RNA, 903 nt
Organism: Adineta ricciae
Lineage: Eukaryota; Metazoa; Rotifera; Eurotatoria; Adinetida; Adinetidae
Source: the annotation of a GenBank genome assembly